AUGUCAGAUCCUAACUCCCCCUCUGUGAGUGAACAAAAAAAUUUUGUUUGCUCACGAGGAGGUUAAUUUUUUUUGUUGGUUUAGUUUUAAAAAAAUCCAAUUCGAAACACACUUUUUUGCAAAUAUUAAUAUAAUUUAUAAAUUUGCGUUUUAAAAUGCAAGCUGUUUAAAAUUAAACAGAAUAAGCUAGACAUUUCAUUAUAAUAACUAUCACUUAUAUAUCAAUUAAAAUAUUUUUGUUCGCCUUCGGAGGGUGGGUUUUUGGGCAAAAACAGGGAUUUUUCCAAUGGUUUUGUUCGCUCACUAUAGCGAGGGAGUAAGAAAAAGAUUAUAAAGAAAGGUAGUGAGCCUACAGAAUUUGAGUACCAUGUCGCCCAAACUCUUGGAGAGAUAGAAGCUUCAUCAGCCGAUCUCAAAGGUGAGCUUCGCGAUGUAAUGAUUACAGGAGCAACUGAAUUCGAAGGAAAAUUCAGAGGAGCAGUCCGCCAAGCAGUUAUCAUUAUGUUCCAUUACAGAUCCCUCCUGCUUCAUAAGGUAAUACAAAUAUUUUAAUAUUAAAAAAUAGUAAAAAUAAUUUUAUUAUAAUCUUUAGAUCCCUAAAAGCUGUGAAAUCAAUUCAUGCACGCUUACUAGGAGAGCUGGAAAAAAGAUUCAGAAGACCAGUGGCUAUUAUCUUCACAAGAACAAUCUUACCAAAAUACCUAAAAUCAAAAGGACAACAGAAACGUCCUUAUUCAAGAACUCUUACAGCUGUCCAUGAAGCCAUUCUUGAUGACUUAGUUUACCCAGCCGCAAUUAUGGGUAAAAGAAUGAGAAUAAAGACCGAUGGAAAAAGAGUCUUCAAAGUCCUCCUUGACCCUCACGACAGAGAAAAACUCGAAGAAAAACUCGAUACUAUUAGUGCUGUCUACAGCAAAUUAACAAACAAAGAACUUGUAUUUGAGUUUCCUCUCAGCAGAGAAUUCCCAGUUUAA
Messenger RNA from Blepharisma stoltei, 974 nucleotides. The record is from the annotation of a GenBank genome assembly. Lineage: Eukaryota; Ciliophora; Heterotrichea; Heterotrichida; Blepharismidae.